UUGAUGCCUAUACUCCAUUCUCCAAUGUCGCCACCCGUUUUGGAUAGAUUAGAUAAUCAUAGAAUAUCCGUACAAUACUGUUCAUUGCACUUUUCAUAUUGCUCCAGCAUUUAGCCCUGAAACGGUUGUCUCUGAAGCUGUGCAUAACCUAAGGUAAGAGCUGCGUAAUGGCGUCCGAAGACAUUACAAUGUCUGCGCACUCACACGAUGAUCACCACCAUCAUCACGAUCAUCACCACGAUGACCACGAUCAUCAUCAUCACGAUGAACACGAUCAUCAUCAUUCCUCGGAUGCAGUAGCUGCUACAUCAUGGAUCGGUCCUGAUGGCAAAAAAUAUCACACCCAUGAUGGGUUGGCUCCCCAUUCACAUGAGCCUUUGUAUUCCCCAGGAUAUUUUACUCGGAGGGCACGUCGACUUGCCACUAGAGAUUUUAAGGAUCGAGCUUUUACUAUUGGCAUUGGUGGUCCAGUUGGCACUGGGAAAACCGCUUUGAUGUUGGCUCUGUGUCAGGCCUUGCGAGACAAGUACAGCAUUGCAGCAGUAACAAAUGAUAUUUUUACCAAAGAAGAUGGUGAAUUCUUGGUGAAACAUGGCGCUCUUCCUGCAGAAAGAAUUCGUGCUGUUGAAACUGGAGGCUGCCCACAUGCUGCAAUUCGAGAAGAUAUUAGUAUUAAUUUAGGCCCUCUUGAAGAGUUGUCAAAUCUUUUCACAGCAGACAUACUUCUCUGUGAAUCUGGAGGAGAUAAUCUGGCUGCAAAUUUCAGCAGAGAGCUAGCAGACUAUAUCAUCUAUAUCAUUGAUGUUUCCGGAGGUGAUAAGAUUCCUCGAAAAGGUGGCCCAGGGAUUACCCAAGCAGAUCUACUUGUAAUUAAUAAGACUGAUCUUGCGGCAGCAGUUGGAGCUGACUUAAAAGUUAUGGAGCGUGAUGCACUUCAGAUGCGUGAUGGAGGACCAUUUGUUUUUGCACAGGUAAAGCAUGGACUCGCGAUUCAAGAGAUAGUUGAUCACGUACUUCAAGCUUGGGAAGAAGCUACACAACAGAAACGGCACUGAACUUGGAUGAACAUUAUGAAAAGCAUAAUUUAAGAUCACACGGAAACAUACUUUUUUCUUCAAGACUAUAUAAGAUAGCUUUUCCAUUGUAAAUGAGCUUAAAUAUAUGCUAAAAACAAUAAAUUUGUGGCUUGAAAAUUCAACGUGCCUUGCAAAGUUAUAAAAGGAAUCCCCGAUGUUAUAUGAUGUUACGAGGGUUUUAUUGAUGGUAGCAGUACAUGAAAAAACUUCAAUUAAUUGCCACUAAUCAUGACCUGCCA
Cryptomeria japonica (Japanese cedar) is the source of this 1315-nucleotide messenger RNA. RefSeq names its product urease accessory protein G. NCBI's taxonomy places the organism in Eukaryota, Viridiplantae, Streptophyta, Pinopsida, Cupressales, Cupressaceae. The coding region runs from base 168 to 1055 and encodes 295 amino acids. The record is from RefSeq and is a predicted model, not a curated record. Gene Ontology annotation, molecular function: nickel cation binding; GTPase activity. The transcript is spliced from 7 exons.